GGAAUCGGGGGCCGUACAGUGUUCAUCUACAUAGACAUAUAAGGCUUCGUCCAGACAUAGAUCGAUAUUAUUAUCUUUCAAGAUUUAACAACUUUGAACAACUUAACCAAAAAUUUCAAUCAUUACUCUCACUACGUCACAUAUCUCACUGCACUUAAGUUACACAUUUUUCUCAGCCAGCGAUACCCCAAAGAGAAAAUAUGAAGAACACCAACUAUGGACAACGAAUGGAUGGUAACAUGACAUCCGGGCAAAGAAUACAGGAUAAUCAAAAGUUUCUGGAGAAUGUCUAUCUUAAUCCAUUGCCACAAUAUCAGUCCAGCAAUUAUGUUGAUCCGAGUGAUGUCAUGUAUGACAGCCCAAGUCUACGGGGAAUAGACCCUUCACCGGAAACUCUUAGCCAGACUGACCAGGGGGACGAAGAAUAUAACUUUUCAUCGCCUAUUGGAAAUAAUUUGAGAAGAUCGUAUCCAGACCCACCAAAUUCAAAUACACCCACAGACCCGUAUUAUAUCCAAAAUAACUUGAAUAGCACAGAUGUUCCAGUCCUAGCACAACAAGCAAGCUUCGAAGCAUCAAUUGCUAUAUCCCGUGCAGUAGCUGGUGAAUCUAUCGCGGCAAAUAACUACAAUAGUAACCACGCCACUAUGAUGGAAGACCAAAGCCGUGAGAUUCCAAGCUCGAUUGACAGAGAAGUGCAUAGCACACAGAUUGACGAUCGGUAUGGAUAUUCUGAAUCGGAGGGCUCAUAUAGCGAGGUCCCAGAGACCAGAAAUUUUAGGAAUGAGGGAACAACUAAGAGAAAGCGCACACCUUGGACAAUGCGUGCUGAGUCCGCUUAUCCGCGUGUUUGGAUGACUGAACAAGAAAUGAAGCUUAUAGAUCCCGAAUAUGAGAAGAAUCCUCGAUUGGCCUUCAGAGAUAUGACAAACGCUAAGAAUGGGAUGAAGUCUUUCCAGAUAAACUGGGAUCAAGUAGAGGUACUGAAUGAACACCGUCGUAAUGCUGUGCAUCAGGAGAAUGAGCUUAUGAAGCGCUACGCUCCUGGAACAUACGUACCAAAUUUUGUGCCUAAGAUCUACUGCCCAAAGGGCAGACUUCGGGAAUGUCGUGAUGAGUGGUUGAGAAAGAAGGAAAUGGGAGACGUUUCGGAUUCCUGGACAAAUCGGAAAAGAAGAACGGCCGAUCAUAAACGGUACCAACCUGAGCUAAAGCGUGAGUCUACCCAGUAGUCUCAUCGCAAUUAAUGAGAGGUUAGUAUGCGAUAACUGAUCGAAUGGCAAAUCCGGAGCUUAAAUAUCACCUGGAUACAAUCGUGGCCA
Molecule: messenger RNA, 1322 nt
Organism: Botrytis cinerea B05.10
Lineage: Eukaryota; Fungi; Ascomycota; Leotiomycetes; Helotiales; Sclerotiniaceae
Exons: 3
Coding region: 201-1232 (343 amino acids)
Source: RefSeq, a predicted model, not a curated record